AUUACCUUUGGUGGUUAUAUUAUGAGAUUGAUGGAACAGUGUGCUCUUGUUAGUGCUUCUAGACAUUCUAGGAGAUUUUUAUUAUUAGCGAGACCAACUUAUGUUGGUGAUUGCAUAACAGUACGUUCUAUUGUGUCUUGUACAUUCCAUUCAAGCUUGGAAAUAUAUGUGUCUGUGGAAGCUGAAAAUGUCUUAACGGGUGAAAGCUUCUUCACUAAUGAUGGAUUCUUCACAAUGGUUGCCGUUGAUUUUUCAAAUAUACCAACACCUGUUCCACAUAUCAGACCAGUUCAACCACAUAUGAUAGAAAUAUUUGAAGGUGCAAGAGCACGGAGAAAUUGCCGACUUUUGCAACGCAAGGAAAUAAUACAAAAAGAGUUGUCUACACAUCCUGAAGAAUUUGAGCAAGUAUGA
This is a messenger RNA of Racocetra persica, 414 nucleotides long. NCBI's taxonomy places the organism in Eukaryota, Fungi, Glomeromycota, Glomeromycetes, Diversisporales, Gigasporaceae. The record is from the annotation of a GenBank genome assembly.